This is a messenger RNA of Suricata suricatta (meerkat), 4580 nucleotides long. It is a transcript of the gene TFEC, whose product is annotated as transcription factor EC. NCBI's taxonomy places the organism in Eukaryota, Metazoa, Chordata, Mammalia, Carnivora, Herpestidae. Bases 178 to 1221 code for a protein of 347 amino acids. The record is from RefSeq and is a predicted model, not a curated record. Gene Ontology annotation, molecular function: RNA polymerase II cis-regulatory region sequence-specific DNA binding; DNA-binding transcription factor activity, RNA polymerase II-specific; protein dimerization activity. Gene Ontology annotation, biological process: regulation of transcription by RNA polymerase II. Gene Ontology annotation, cellular component: nucleus. The transcript has 11 exons.
UUUACUUUGGUUGUCUCUUUUGGCAUGGUGCUUAUGUUAUGGGAAGAGGGAUUAUAAUUUGGUGCUGUUUGUAGAGGUGAUAACACUGAUAGAAUCCAAUCAUUGCUGGUCUCAGCACACCUGGAAAGUCCUGCCAAGUCCCAGCUACAGAAAGUGCAGAGACAAGUAAAACCCUUCAUGACCCUUGACUACCAAAUCGUCAACCAGACUCUUAAAAGAUCACAACCUCCAACGCCAAGCAGUGCGCCUCUGGCACAGCAUGGACACCCAUCUCCUGGGAGUGACGCUGGGCUUACUGGAAAUCCACUCACCAAGUUACUAACUCUUGAGAGAGAAGAUGACAAUGUGGAAUGGCAUAUGGAAGACGUUAUUGAGGAUAUAAUCGGUAUGGAAUCAAGUUUUAAAGAGGAAGGAACAGACUCUCCUCUGCUAAUGCAAAGAACAUUAUCUGGAAGUAUUUUGGAUGUGUAUAGUGGUGAGCAGGGAAUUUCUCCAGUUAACAUGGGCCUUACAAGUGCUUCCUGUCCAAGUAGUCUGCCAAUGAAAAGAGAAAUUACAGAAACAGAUACACGAGCUUUGGCAAAAGAGAGACAAAAAAAGGACAACCACAACCUCAUUGAAAGAAGAAGAAGGUAUAAUAUUAAUUACCGAAUCAAGGAGCUUGGCACUCUUAUUCCAAAGUCUAAUGAUCCUGAUACGCGUUGGAACAAAGGAACCAUUCUGAAAGCAUCAGUGGAGUACAUCAAGUGGCUACAAAAAGAACAACAGAGAGCUCGAGAAUUAGAACACAGACAGAAGAAAUUAGAGCAGGCUAACAGGCGGCUUCUACUCCGAAUUCAGGAACUAGAAAUACAGGCUCGUGCUCAUGGUCUGCCAGCCCUGGCUUCACUUGGCACAAUUGAUUUAGGUGCUCAUGUCACCAAACAACAGACCCAUCUUGAGCAGAAUUCAGUAGACUAUUGCCAACAACUGACUCUGUCUCAGGGGACCAGCCCUGAGCUCUGUGAUCAAGCGAUGGCCUUCUCUGAUCCUUUGUCACACUUCACUGAUUUAUCAUUUAGUGCCGCUUUGAAAGAGGAACAAAGAUUGAAUGACAUGCUCCUGGAUGACACAAUAUCUCCAUUUGGAACAGAUCCUCUGCUGUCUGCCACUUCCCCUGCAGUUUCCAAAGAAAGCAGUAGGAGAAGUAGCUUUAGCUCAGAUGAUGGCGAUGAGUUAUAAAAAACAAACAGGCUCGAUUCAUGGGAAGCAAUUCGAUGCGGGUGCUAUGCAAUUACAUUCUUUCCUAUAUCGCUUUGGCUUAAUUUUCCAAAAGGAAUAUCCUCUUUACGAGAAACAGAUUAUAAACUGACAGAAGAAUUUACAGGAAGAAGAAGCAUGGUGUUGAAGAAUUACUGAGAACUGAAAAGAGUUUUUUCCUCUUUGAUUAAGACGCCCAAACCUACUUAAAUUUUGUUUUCCUGGAAAGAGGUACAACAUAAGAAAUAGCUCUCUACUGAUGUUUUAAAAGUAGCAAUGUAGUGACGCAUCACUGGAACUAACACACGGCAGGGAGCAAACCUACUGAAAUCCACAAACCUCUUCUUACUCGCUUCCAACUCCUUCCUAGACUAGUCUAACCUUAGUUUUCAAGUAGCCAGCUCACCAAAUCUAGCAGUUCAUUGCCUUUCUCCACUGUCUGGUGGGACGUGUAGCUUUAAGUUCAAACUUGAUCGAGGAAAUAGUUAACAGACAGAUUAUCUGUCACUUUUAAUUGGAAAGUGAAUCUACAAUAAACAUUAGAAUAUUCCACAAUAAAAUACCAAAAAUUUAUGAAAACUUUGCUUUCUAAAAUUAGACCCUAAUUCCUUUAGUCAGUUCAAUUAGAGUAAUUCUAAGAGUAUAUUUGCAUAUUUAUGGAGACGUUCUAUGUUCAAAGAAGAAACACACUGAAUACGUUCAAGAACCUGAACUAAAAUGUUACCACUUCACACAAAUAUACAUUUACACACACAGGCACACAAUGUAGGUAGCAUAUGUCUUUUUUAUUUUCCUUCACUUUUGUGAUUUUCUAAUUAGCAUUAGAAAUCACAUUCCAAAUCCUGGCUUUUUCAACAAAAAGAGAUAUUGGAUAAUCAAUUUCAGUAAAUAAAAUACACACACACACACACACACACACACAUACACACACUCAACCUACUAGAACAACUCAGCUAUCUAAAAUUUAUCGCUGUCUCUAAAAAUGCAUGUAAAUUAAUUAAGUGAUGCAGUUAUGCUCCAUAUUGAAAAUACAGAAAAUUAGUUUGCCAGCUGACAAAAUCAUUUGUAAAACAAACUCUUUGUUAUUACAUUGAGCUCUGAGUAGAGGACAAAUCUCCACUCCCAUAAGUACUCAAAGCACCCCAUGACUUUGCUAGCUUUCUUAGCAUUUGUUAAAAAUGUUUAUACAUAUAAUGCUUUAUUAAAAAUUUUCUCCUUUGAGCUUGGGAUUGGGGGUUGACUUACCAAGGCUGUUGCUCUGUGCUAGGCCUCAGUGAGUGCUCAUCUGAUCUAUGAGUAUUUAUGGAGAGAUACUCAAACUGCAAUGGGUCCUGUGAUAAAGUAAAACAGAUGAGCAAGCUCUGAUCUUACUCCUCAAGGAGAAACAAGACUACACGAUAAACAACAACAAAAUAUAGAAGACACGUCAACUCAACUCUACAAAGUGCAGUAUAAGCUGUAAAUAAGUAUUCUCAUUUCUUCAUAUUCUGAGAAGACUUGCACUGAUGAUGUCAUUACUCUGUCAUUAUUUUCCAUCCUAUUAAAAUACUACUGUGCAGCCCUGAAACACUUUCCUCAUAAUCUUAUCUAAUGGAAGGGCUUGGCACAGGUGGUAAACCUGGACAAAGAGAUCUGGAAAGGCACUAGAUCAACCAUCUGGGUUUCUUGAAAAUACCUGAAGGAUUGAAUUUGGCUUCACUAUUGUUAAUGACACAGCCUGUAUAUGCUGCAUGGAAUGACGUCAUUUGCCCUUCCAGUGCCCUGCAUGGUGAUAAGUCUAAGAUGUCAACUUGAGUUAGUACUACACUGGAAAAUACAGAAUGUGGGUUAAUCAUCUGAAAGGAUACUUAACAGCCCCGAGACUCCACAACUGACAACUGCUCACUACACAGUCCAUGCUGAAAACAGUGAUCCAAUAUUUCCCUGUUAAUGAGAAUAAUUGUUACGUUCUUUAUUUUAGUCUCUUGCCAUCUGCUUUUCCAUGCUGUUAUGGUUUUGAUAUAUGGAAAAUAUUUAUCUAACUCUUGCAAAUUUGCUAACAGGCAUAAUUGUAAGUGAAAUCACUAAGAAACUCUGAAAAUCUUUUAAUAUACUAGAUAGUCCCCAGACAAUCUAGGAUAAAUAGAAUACUGUAUUUUAAUAUGUAAAACAUUUUAAAGCUGCUAAUUGGUAUUGACUAGACGUAUCCCUUGAUAAUGAAAUUAAUAAGGAUUUCAGUUAAAUGUUAAGACACUCUGAUAUUUAAUACCAUGUUUAUGAAUUUUCAUCUACAUACCUGCUUCAAAAAUAAUAAAACAGGGUAGCUCUGAGUUGACUAUAGAAAAUAACAUCUUAUAUUCAAAUACAGGUUAAUUUUAAAGUUAUAUUAUGUAAAUAUUUUUAAAACAUUGACCAAUGCCAAAAAUACUGAUCAAUAUAAUAAUUUUUGUGUGGAAGUAAAUAACCCAUCUAAUAUAGGUUUUAAAAGGUCAGGAUAAUUUUUUGGCCCUCUACAGACUGAAAAGUUGGAUGACUGAAUGGAUUUUAUACCUGACUGUUUAUUGUGUAUAUAAGUACAUGUGUGAUGUGCUUGCGUAUGGAUACAUGUGUGUUCACGUGGGGGCUUGUAACAAAGUUUUCUAAUGUCAGGAUAUCAGAAAUAACUCUACAUAUAAGAAUAUGUUAUUCUUAUGUUACUGUUUAUUGGAACCUACAUAUGGGCAACAUUGAAACUGUCCCCAAAUCUCUUAUAUUAGAAACACACACACUGACACACACACACACUCACACACACACACACACCCCUUGCUCUGAAUUGAGUCCAAAAAGCCAGAAAAGAUGAAGAUAGCUCCAACAGGUUUUACUAUUUCUGUUAAAAUAAGUGAUAUACGUAGGUAUCAACCAUUUAGACAUAAGCAUUGGGUUACUGACCACCAAUAUUAUUUAUCACUUGCAGAGUUCUAGCUAUGGGGUGGUUAAGUGGUAAAAUACAAUAAGGCUUAUUGGUUAAGUAGUGGAUACCCAUCAUGUAAAAUAUAUAUCAGUUUCAUUAAUUGGCAACCGGAAGACAAGAAUACAAUAUUCUAGAUGGUGAUGAUUUUGAUAGGACCGACCACAUUGCGGUUAAAUAUAUGAUUCGCGUAAUAAGAAAAAGGUGCCUGCAGGCUAUUGUUCCUAGCAUGGAUUAAAAUUUACAUAUUGCUUCUCCUUAUGUCAAAACAUCUGGUGCCUGCAAAUGCUAACAUUUCGUUAAAAAGUUUCACAAGGCAGGAAAAGUGGAUUGGAAACAUUGCAUGGGAAUCAUUCAAGCAUUAUAAUAGAAUAAGAGCUAUGUUCGGAAAAAAUUAAAUUGCUGCAAACAA